AUCGCAAGUCAUCCGUUCUUCAAGAGUGGAGAUUCUGAUAAACAUAGUACUAGUAGAAGUACAUGGGUACAAGAAGCGUCUUAAUUCUAGAAGACAGGGAAGAAGAUCAAAGGAGAUAUUGCAGCACUUGUAAGCUCGUUUGUGCAUGACGUCAAGCUCAGGCCACUCGCAGAUUGCAUGAGCUUAUUUUCGGGGUUUGGCAUCCGUUGUGGCUAUUCAAUCUUUGGUCGAAGCCUUUCUCCUUGUUUCAGUUUUACAAAUAAACUGACAAUGUCCACUAAGGUCAGUGGGAAUGACCAGUCAGCCGGAGAGACGACUAGCCACAAAGGAAAUUCAGAUAGGGCCAAGUUUAUAAACCAGGAGGUAAUAGGUGCUGGCAAGUGGAUUUCUUUGAAUAGAAUCAAGUACCAAGAUCCGUCUGGGAGAGAGAGAAUAUGGGAAGCAGUGUUCAGGACCACAAGGACAGAAAGGGCUUUAGAUGCUGUUGUUAUAAUGCCAGUGUUGAAGCGGCUACUGAAGUAUGACUGUGUGGUUCUUGUUAAACAAUACAGACCUCCCAUGAAAUGUUGUACCAUUGAAUUUCCUGCAGGUUUGAUUGAUGCUGGAGAAUCACCAGAAGAGACUGCAGUCAGAGAAUUGGAGGAAGAAACUGGGUACACAGGCAAAAUAAAACACAUAUCACCAGUCACCUGUUUGGAUCCUGGCAUAGGAAAUUGUACAGUCUGUAUAGCGACAGCAGAGAUUGAUGGUGAUGAUCCUGUGAAUAAAAAACCUAAAGCAAAACUAGAUGAUUCAGAAUUUAUAGAAGUCAUUUCCAUUCCUGUAAAUGAGCUACUAGAAAGACUUAAUGAGUUAUCCAGUAAAGAUAUUGUAGUUGAUACCAGAGUUUUUACCUAUGCUCUGGCCUUGUCACAGACAGCAGAAGAACCUACAGGAGAGGAUGAAAUAACACAUGAUGGUGGAAAACAUGAAGGGGUUUUAUAGAAGAAAAUAAUAAACUUUAAGGUUCACAAAUGCCAUUUUAUGACAGCAGAUAUAUUUGAUAGCUAUUUGCUUGAACAUUUCUAGAUCCUGGAAGAUAUUUUACUUGUUUUUGUGCCAUUUCCUCAUGAAAAAAAAUUAAGAUCCUGUGGUCUAUCUUUAUCAAGUACCAGUAUAAUGAGACAAAGAGGUCAGAAACAAUGCCAUCAUUUCUGGGGUUGGCCAUGCACCUUGCAGGUUUUGAACAUUUUUGCCAAUUACUCGAGCUUGACAAGCUUGAUUAAGACAUUUCAUUAAUUAAAGGUGCAUACAAAGUCAAUGUUUUGUCACAAAAACCAACCAAAUGC
Molecule: messenger RNA, 1328 nt
Organism: Lingula anatina
Lineage: Eukaryota; Metazoa; Brachiopoda; Lingulata; Lingulida; Lingulidae
Product: ADP-sugar pyrophosphatase
Biological process (GO): ribose phosphate metabolic process; nucleoside phosphate metabolic process
Cellular component (GO): nucleus
Molecular function (GO): ADP-ribose diphosphatase activity
Source: RefSeq, a predicted model, not a curated record